UGAAGCAUCAAUGUCUUUUUACAUCACUAAUCCGAGUAUCGCGGAAAAAAAGCAGCCGCAUUUUGUAAAUUAAGUCCGAAUUAGAACCGAUACAAGUCCUGAUUUAUUCGGCAAAGGGAGCGGCGGUAGCAAAUAGCAACAUUUGAUGCAAAGAACGCAAAAGAGAAAGAAGUGAAAAAAGCAUACAUACAUACGCACGUACACACGUCUCGCUCGUCGAAGGAAUAUAUGUAUACGGCUGGGUGUUCGUGCGCUUGUGUGUGCUACAGCAGCUUCUAGGCGUGAAAGAGCGAGGGAUACAUUCCCUUCCCAUACUCGCGACUUUUGGAGCGUCUCGCGAGCGAGCGAGAGAGAGCAAGAGCCAUGGACGGCGUUUGGAUGUUUUUGGGGAACAAAGGCGUCAAGAGCUAAAAUGAUUUGGCACUGCAAGCGCGAUUUAUUUUGGAUACGCAGCCAAAGCCAAGCCAUCCAAAACGGAUUCCAGCUCCGAUCCAGUGUGUCUCCGUGUGUAUGUGUGAGUCUCGACGAAAAGCCGUGGAAAAAGAGGGACACACUCACGCACACCGAAGCAGCAGACAAAGCAUCGUUCUGCGAGUUCGAGCGAGAGGCACAAUAGCGCCUUAGUGAAUAAUUCAUUUAAGACUGUCCUGCAGAAUGGUCGUCGGCUCGAACCACACGCGGCGCGGUGAAACUGGCAGCAGAUUUACAAACAGCAGCAGCUCCAGCAGCUCAAACGGUGGCUCCACCGCUUCGGCCAGCAGCACCACCAGCGCAACGUCUUCACUAGCCACCAAUUCCUCGUCGACAUCGACGGCUGCGGCUCUGUUGUCGUCCAUGUCCCACAAGAGCCAUGGCCCUCCGCCAUCCGCACCCCCAUCUGCGCACCACCAGACCAGCCAGCAGCACCACCAGGUGGCCCACAACCAGCCACAUGCCACCCAUUACCAGCAGGCAAACCAGCAUCCUAGCCACCAUCACCAGUCCCAUCAGUCCUCGAACGGCAGUGGCGGAGGAUCUGCAGGAUCGGGAUCGGGAUCUGGAUCGGUGGUCAGUGGACUCAACGGCUGCAACGGCAGCGCCGUCAGCCGACUGUCGCAAUCCACUGGCAUGUCGCCGCGUGAACUCUCCGAGAACGAUGACCUGGCCACAUCGCUGAUCCUCGAUCCGCAUCUCGGUUUCCAGACCCACAAGAUGAACAUACGCUUCCGGCCGCUGAAGGUGGACACGCAGCAACUGAAGGCCAUCGUGGAUGACUUCAUCCACACGCAGAACUACGACAUAGCCAUCCAGCGCAUCUACGAGGGGCCGUGGAUACCUCGUCAUCUCAAGAACAAGAACAAGAUUGCCACCAAGCGGCUCCACGAUCAUAUCGUCCGGUACCUGCGCGUUUUUGACAAGGACAGCGGCUUUGCAAUCGAGGCCUGCUACAGAUACUCACUGGAGGAGCAACGUGGCGCCAAGAUUAGCUCGACGAAGCGUUGGUCGAAGAACGACAAGAUCGAAUGCCUGGUGGGCUGCAUCGCCGAGCUGACGGAGGCGGAGGAGGCCGCUCUGCUGCACUCUGGCAAAAAUGACUUCUCAGUGAUGUAUAGUUGUCGCAAGAACUGUGCCCAAUUGUGGCUGGGACCGGCUGCCUAUAUCAACCACGAUUGUCGCGCCAACUGCAAGUUUUUGGCAACCGGCAGGGACACAGCGUGUGUGAAGGUCCUGCGCGACAUUGAGGUGGGGGAGGAGAUAACCUGCUUCUAUGGCGAGGACUUCUUUGGGGACUCGAAUCGCUACUGUGAGUGUGAAACGUGCGAGCGCCGUGGAACGGGAGCCUUUGCCGGAAAGGAUGAUGGCCUGAUGCUGGGUCUGAGCAUGGGACUCGGUUUGGCCAGCAGUGGACCUGGGAAUAAUGGUGGCUAUCGUCUGAGGGAGACAGACAAUCGGAUUAAUCGCAUCAAGAGCCGAGCCAACUCCACGAACAGCACCUCGAACAGCAACAGUAAUACAAAUGAUUCCACUGGCCCCAGCGAGAGUAGCAGCACAAAUGGAUUGGUGGUUUCUGGAGGAGCAGCUGGAGCAGGCGGAGGAGGAGGCACUGGAGCAGCAAUGCCGCUACCAUCGCAACAAUCAACUGCCGGCAAGGAGGCCACAGCCGCCGUCUCUUUGCUCGAAAAGAAACUUCCCAAUGUUGUGGUUUCACCGCUGACCAUGAAGGAGCUGCGCCAAAAGGGAAUGACUAAGUACGAUGCCGAGAUGAUCAUGGCCAACGCAGCCUACCAGCAGCAGCAUCAUCAUCAGCAUCAUUUCCAUCACCAUCAUCAUCAUCAUCACCAUCACCACAAUCAUGGCCAGCACGCAAGUACCGGAGCCGAGGCUACAGCGGCCGUACAGCAAAUGGCGGCCAUGCAGAAGCCAGGAGUCGGUGGAACAGGAGCUGCAGGAAAUGCUGGAGCAACGACAGUGAGCAGCGUAGCCGCCGGAGCGGGCUCCGAGGCUAAUGGUGGUCGUUCCACCAGUCUGCGCAAAUCUAUGCGUGUUAAUAGCACCAGCAGCAGCAUUUCCACCGCAUCCGCGGACGAGGUGAUCGCCCCAGUGGUCGUGGCGAGCAUUCCGCUGCCCACCAAGGCGCCGGUGGUUCUUGUGCCCCGUUGCAAGCCCGCUCAGAUGGCCAUUGCCGCGCUGCACCAGAGGCAGCAGCGUCAACUCAGACGUAGCGAACGCCAGAAGGAAAAGUUGACGGACGGCGAGAGCAGCGACACCAGCAGCGAGCAACAAAAGAGAGAGCAGAAGCAGCAGGAUCAGCAACAUCAGCCACUGCCGCAGAAAACGUUCAUCCUGGCGGAGGAACCACAAGCGGAGAAGCCGGAGGAGAAGCAGCAGGAGCAGCAGAAGCGUGUGACGCGAAAUAGUGCGGGAAGAGUAGGAUUGGUAGCCAGAUUAGCCACUGCCCAUAACAAUAACAUUGCAACCACAACAAAUAGCAGCAGCAGCAGCAACAAAGCAACAACGAUUACAAAUUGUAAUAAUCAUAAUAGUAAUAAUAGCAGUAGAAUUAAUCAUAAUUCUAAUCUUAGCGGUAGACUUAGUGUUAAAUCGAGGAAGCCAGCACCAAGUGAGGCCUCGUCCAUACCCUCAUCCACAUCAUCUGAAAAUCAGCAGCAGCAGGCAACGCGCCGCAGUUGCAGCCCGACUCCCGCCUACAAGAAGAACCUUUUGGCCAGCUUCGACCCCAAUCCUCCUGCCACCCAUAAUACCCAAGCCACCCAAGGAAUCAAGGAGCAGCUGAAGGACGAAUCAGUUACUUACUCACCGGUCAAGCAGAAACGCAGCAGAAGGGCAGCUGCUUUGGCGGCAGCGCAAAGUAUCCACUGCGAAGCGUUGGGCGGAUUCCCCACCGGAUCCACUGGAGGCCAGCGCAAGAGGGCCCAGACCGGCGAACCUGCCACCUCGUGCUCCUCCACGACCAUCAGCAAUGUUGAACCCCUACUGAAGACUCCAGAGCGCCGGCUGAAACUGACGUUGCGCAUGAAACGUUCACCAAUCCUAGACGAAGUAAUUGAGCUCGGAACGAGUCUAAGCAACGGAGGGGCUGGCCGAGGUGCAGCGGGCUCCCAUCGGGAAGGGGCAACUGGGGAUGGAUCUGCUCGAGGUGCGCUAAAUCUAACCGGCAGCAGCUCAAAUGGUAUUGAAUACGAGAUACUGCGCAUGGAGGGCAUUUCAGAGCAUGGGAACGAUGACGACGACGAGGAGGAGGAGCAGGAGGAAGAAGAGGAUGAGGAGCCAGCUGCCGAGGAAGAGGAGGAGCCGCCGCCGAAGGAGGAGCUGCAGCUGGUCACCAAGAAGCAGAGAAAAAAGCAGCGCAGCCGGAGCAGAAGCAGCCAACGCAGAUCGCCAGCGCCAAGCAGUGUAUAUGGCACACCGCAGAAGAAGCGCCUCCGCUUGAUCUUCGGCAACGAGUCCCACACCAUAGACAUUCCACCAGCAGCAGCAGAGGGAUCGGGCAGCGGAUCGGGCUUGGAUGACCUGAACAGCAGUGGGGGCGGUGGCGACGAGUCCUUCAAUGCCUCCUAUGCCAGCAGCACUAGUUUGACGGUCAAUACAUCCUCGAGCAGUACCAGCUCAUCCGGCGGAGUGGGCGGAGCUACCUCCACCUCUGCAGAGGCUGUGGACUCCUCCACGGUGGGCCCGCCCCUUGCUGCCCAAUCGCCCUCAUCGACGACCAGCAGCUCCUUUCAAUCGGCCUGCACAUCAACCACCAACACCAACAGCAACAGCUACUUUCCCAAUAGCAAGCAGCGAGCGGCUGGCGAGGAUUCCUAUGCGAUGCACUACUACCAGCUGGGCAAGUUUGCUGGAACCCCAAGUCCGGGACAGGGUCAGGCCAUUGUGAGCAGCAGCAGUGGUUCAUCAGGUGGAGGAGGAGGAGGAGGAGGAGGAUCAGGAUCAGGAUCAUCUGGUGCUGGAGCUAGCGCUGGUUUCCUGAGCAUGCCCAAGCACACAUUCGGCACCUGUGCCCUCCUGGCCCCCACCAGUUUCGCCUGCCUGCAAAAUCAGCCGCAGAUUAGCCAGCAGAAGACCAGUAGCGGCGGAGGAGUGGGAGCGGGAGUGGGAGUGGUGCCCACUUCCACUUCAACAGGCGCGGUCACAUCUCACCAUCAUAAUAACAACCAUCACGGCCAGAAAUAACCAACGACUGAUCUCCAAGCAAAUUGACUAAGCACAGCUGCCAUUGCCAAGAGAAGAAGGGGAGGAGCGCGCAGGGGGAGAGUCCGGGACAAGGACAUGGUGGAGCACCAGGUGCAGAGAAGCAGGAGUAGCAGGAAUAGCAACGGAUGGAGACUGAUGGAGAUUGCUGCGCUGCUGGCGUCGUUGCCUUUGCUGCUGCUGAAUCCAUGCACCUUAUAGAAACUGAAACCGAAACCGUAGGCUUAGAUCUUAGUCCAAGUAGAGAUGAUCCUUGAUAUACCUAUACCCUUGGGUUUUCACAUUCAGGAAGCAAACCAAAACAGGCUGACCAAUUUGUUAAUGCGAAUCCGGAUAUAUACCAGAUUGUAACUUGUUUUACUUUUGCUUUCUUUUCUAUUUCUCUCUUUCUCUUUGUGAUUACUCCCCAUUUCUCCCAACCCUUUUACUUUGUGUUCGCGUUGCAUGUCGCGCGUGUGUGUGUGGUGUGCUUUUAUUUUGCAGGUGGCAGUGGCAGUGGCAGUCUAAAGCGUAGAAGUAGGAAAAGGUCGGAGGAGAGUGCAGCGUGUUGCAGCAAGCACGACAGCACCAGCAGCAGCAGGAGCAACAGGAGCAGCGGCAACAUCGGCAGUAGCACCAGCAACGGCAGCACCACCAGCAAUUUGAUAGUUAAAAGGCUAAGAAUAGAGUUAAAUCGCAUACAAAUCAUGUACAGUUGAGAACUAACGACGAGCAGGAUGAGCAGGAGCCCAGGAGCCGUUGAGAGUAAAGAUGGGAAGAUGGGAUUAGGAGCACAUUCUGAAUGCAAUGCACACAGACACUCUUCGACGCAAUUAGCAGCGGUUUUAGACGCCUUACAGCCCUCACAGCUCAGCCGAACCCAAUCCAACUUAACUUUACACAUAGAGGAUACUUUAGGACUUCCACAAUAGCCAACAAGCAAACAAUAGUGCCGCAGCAGCAGCAGCAGCAGCAGCAGCAGUAGCAGCAACCAGAACAGCAAUAUUUAAACAAUUAAACAAUAUACGCAUGCACAUGGUGUAUAUACGAACAAGACAAACCUAAUGUUAAUUGCAAACCGAGUUAGUUGAUGAGGAGAGGAGCGCAGCUAGCAGAGCGUACAUUUUCACAUAUAACAAUGUAUAUAAACCAAAAAGCGGGAAUUAAUUAUAACACCAGCGAAACGAUUAAACAGAACAUUCAAAUAAACUGCUAAUACAACUCGAUACAAGUGGUGGUUCAAGUGGUUCGACGACAGAUCUAUGCAUUCUGGUUUGAAUGCAUCGCCGCAUCGGCUAUGCCCAUUCACAUGAAUCUAAACCAACAACUCGCACUCCCUGCCCUUCGUUCAAUUGCCAGCUUUUGUUUUGUUCUCUGUGAAGUUUAGUUUUUAAAACCCGACAGACAGAAAACUACAACUAAACCAUCACAGCCACACACACACGAAGUAAAUUUGAUGAUUUUUUAACGACAUGAUUAUUUUUUGUUUACCGAUAAGUUUAGUUUCUAGCAUAUACAAUUAAACAUUAAUCAUACUUGAUAUAUAUUAUAUACUUUAUUCAUAUCUGUAACUAAUGUGUAUUAUUUUCUAAGCCACCAAUAAUUUACAGCUGCCGCGGCCGCAAAACAUUCAUAAUAAACUAAAGAAGAACAUUUAGUUUUUACAAA
Drosophila teissieri is the source of this 6339-nucleotide messenger RNA. It is a transcript of the gene Hmt4-20, whose product is annotated as histone-lysine N-methyltransferase Suv4-20. Gene Ontology annotation, cellular component: nucleus. The coding region runs from base 655 to 4674 and encodes 1339 amino acids. Lineage: Eukaryota; Metazoa; Arthropoda; Insecta; Diptera; Drosophilidae. The transcript is spliced from 3 exons. The record is from RefSeq and is a predicted model, not a curated record. Gene Ontology annotation, molecular function: protein binding; histone H4K20 methyltransferase activity.